Molecule: messenger RNA, 454 nt
Organism: Sorex fumeus (smoky shrew)
Lineage: Eukaryota; Metazoa; Chordata; Mammalia; Eulipotyphla; Soricidae
Product: lymphocyte antigen 6B-like
Exons: 3
Coding region: 1-384 (127 amino acids)
Source: RefSeq, a predicted model, not a curated record
AUGAAGACUGUGGUGCUGCUGCUGCUGGCCCUUCAGUGCCUGGACAGAGUCUGGACCUUGAAAUGUCAUGAGUGCUUUACCCUGGAUGACACAUGCUCAAAACCGGCAAAUUGUUCCGCCAAUAUGAAAGCCUGCAUUCUAGUGAGAGCAAGUAUCAAAGAACAAUUCAACCAGACCAGCGUGGUGACAAAGAUGUGUGUGCCAUCCUGUGAGUAUCCCCUCCCCACCCAGAAGAAAGAAGGCAUCCAGGAGUUGGAGGCAUAUGUUCACUGCUGCACCACUGACCUGUGCAACGCGGCACCUGGCCGGGGUCUGGGGGCUGCCACUGUGGGGAUGAUGCUCCUGGUUCCAGUGCUGGUCACACUCCUGGGAGAUUUUCUGUGAUUGUCAAGCCACACAGGUGUGAAGGAGGCUCACUAUAACUGUCCUGAAUAAUGCACUGGGGCCCCAAACC